AUGGAGGUACUGGCAGGAGAGUUUGGAGACAUGACUCCUCAGGAGUUGGCGGCUCCUGUCAGCACUGUAGCGGAAAAAUGGAAACUACUACCAGCAUUUCUAAAGGUGAAAGGUCUGGUCAAGCAGCACAUCGACUCUUUCAACUACUUUAUCAACGUGGAGAUAAAGAAAAUAAUGAAAGCGAAUGAGAAAAUCACCAGUGAUGCUGAUCCCAUGUGGUACCUGAAGUACCUCAACAUAUAUGUUGGUAUGCCUGAUGUGGAAGAAAGUUUCAACGUCACAAGACCAGUUUCACCACAUGAGUGUCGUCUCAGAGACAUGACCUACUCGGCGCCCAUCACUGUGGACAUUGAGUACACGCGUGGCAGUCAGAGGAUCAUCAGAAAUGCUCUACCCAUUGGAAGGAUGCCAAUCAUGCUGCGAAGUUCAAAUUGUGUGCUCACAGGAAAGACGCCCAUGGAAUUCGCAAAACUUAACGAAUGUCCGCUGGAUCCAGGGGGUUAUUUUAUUGUGAAAGGCCAAGAGAAGGUCAUUCUGAUCCAGGAGCAGCUGUCUAAGAAUCGAAUUAUUGUGGAGCAGGACAGGAAGGGUGCAGUUGGAGCCUCGGUCACCAGCUCCACCCAUGAGAAGAAAAGCAGAACGAACAUCACUGUAAAACAGGGCCGGUUCUACCUCAAACACAACACACUGUCAGAGGACGCUCCCAUCGCUAUCAUAUUCAAGGGUAUGGGUGUAGAAAGUGACCAGGAGAUCGUGCAAAUGAUUGGUACGGAGGAGCAUGUAAUGGCCAGCUUUGCUCCGAGCCUGGAGGAGUGUCAGAAAGCCCAGAUCUUCACACAGACUCAGGCUCUCAGGUAUCUGGGGAACAAAGUGCGGAGGCAGCGCAUGUGGGGAGGCCCUAAGAAAACCAAGAUGGAAGAGGCCAGAGAGUUACUGGCAUCGCUUAUCCUCACGCAUGUACCUGUGAAGGAGUUUAACUUCCGAGCUAAGUGUAUUUACCUGGCUGUGAUGGUGCGAAGGGUGAUUCUGGCCCAGGGGGGCAACAAGGUGGAUGACAGGGAUUACUACGGCAACAAGCGUCUGGAGUUGGCAGGACAGCUGCUGUCGCUGCUGUUUGAAGAUCUGUUCAAGAAGUUCAACUCAGAGCUAAAGAAAAUCGCUGACCAGAUCAUUCCCAAGCAGAGGGCAGCUCAGUUUGACGUGGUCAAGCACAUGCGGCAGGAUCAAAUCACCAAUGGCAUGGUCAAUGCCAUUUCCACAGGCAACUGGUCUUUGAAGAGAUUUAAGAUGGACCGCCAAGGUGUCACCCAGGUCCUGUCUCGUCUGUCCUUCAUCUCUGCUUUAGGCAUGAUGACCAGAAUCUCCUCCCAGUUUGAGAAAACCAGGAAAGUCAGUGGACCGCGGUCCCUGCAGCCCUCUCAGUGGGGCAUGUUGUGUCCAUCUGACACUCCGGAGGGGGAGGCCUGUGGUCUGGUGAAGAACUUGGCUCUGAUGACACACAUCACCACCGACAUGGAGGAUGGCCCCAUCAUCAAACUGGCCUUUAACCUCGGUGUAGAAGACGUCAACUUGCUGUGCGGCGAAGAGCUCUUCUACCCGAGUGUCUUCCUGGUCUUCCUCAACGGAAACAUUCUGGGCGUAAUCAGAGAUCAUUACAAACUGGUCAGCACCUUCAGACUGAUGCGUCGGGCGGGAUUCAUCAACGAGUUUGUGUCCAUCUCCACCAACCUGACUGACCGCUGUGUCUACAUCUCCUCUGAUGGAGGACGUCUCUGCAGGCCGUACGUUAUAGUAAAGAAGGGGCAGCCGAUGGUGAAAAACAAACAUAUUGAAGAUCUGUCACAGGGAUACAGAACCUUUGAGGAUUUCCUGCAUGAAGGCCUGGUGGAGUACCUGGAUGUCAAUGAGGAGAAUGACUGUCAAAUUGCUCUUUAUGAAUAUAUGAUUACCAAAGACACGACCCACUUGGAGAUUGAGCCCUUCACGUUGCUUGGAGUGUGUGCUGGCCUCAUACCCUACCCCCACCACAACCAGUCACCCAGAAACACAUACCAGUGUGCUAUGGGCAAGCAAGCCAUGGGGACCAUCGGCUACAACCAGAGGAACCGUAUCGACACUCUGAUGUACCUGCUGGCGUACCCUCAGAGGCCAAUGGUCAAAACAAAAACUAUUGAACUUAUUGACUUUGAGAAACUCCCUGCAGGCCAGAAUGCCACUGUGGCCGUCAUGAGUUACAGCGGCUAUGACAUUGAGGACGCUCUGGUCCUCAACAAAGCCUCACUGGACAGAGGUUUUGGUCGAUGUCUGGUUUAUAAAAAUACCAAAUGUGUUCUGCGACGUUACACCAACCAGACCUUUGACAAGGUGAUGGGACCAAUGCUUGACGCUACAACACGAAAGCCUGUUUGGAGACACAACAUCCUGGAUGCUGAUGGGAUCUGCUCCCCCGGAGAGAGAGUGGAGAACAAACAGGUGCUGAUAAACAAGUCCAUGCCAACUGUCACUCAGACACCACUGGAGGGCAGUACCCAGCCAGGACAGCCACAGUACAGAGACGUGCCCAUCAGCUAUAAAGGCUCGACAGACUCGUACAUCGAAAAGGUCAUGAUCUCGUCCAAUGCUGAAGACGCUUUCCUAAUUAAGAUCCUCCUGAGGCAGACCAGGCGGCCGGAGAUAGGAGACAAAUUCAGCAGUCGUCAUGGACAAAAAGGUGUUUGUGGUCUUAUCGUCCCUCAGGAGGACAUGCCGUUCUGUGACUCGGGGAUCUGUCCUGAUAUCAUCAUGAACCCUCAUGGAUAUCCCUCCAGAAUGACGGUGGGGAAGCUGAUAGAACUGCUGGCAGGGAAGGCUGGGGUCCUGGACGGGCGAUUUCACUACGGUACGGCCUUCGGGGGCAGUAAGGUGAAGGACGUUUGCGAGGACCUCAUCCGAUACGGAUACAACUACCAAGGCAAAGACUACGUCACCUCUGGAAUCACAGGAGAACCACUGGAGGCCUACAUUUACUUUGGACCGGUUUAUUAUCAAAAACUGAAGCACAUGGUCCUCGACAAAAUGCACGCCAGAGCCCGAGGGCCCAGAGCCGUUCUCACCAGGCAGCCAACGGAGGGUCGCUCCAGAGACGGAGGUCUGCGUCUGGGUGAGAUGGAACGGGACUGUUUGAUUGGCUACGGAGCCAGUAUGCUGCUGCUGGAGCGACUCAUGAUCUCCAGCGACGCCUUCGAGGUGGACGUGUGUGGACAGUGUGGCCUGCUGGGAUACUCUGGAUGGUGUCACUACUGCAAGUCGUCGUGCCACGUCUCCUCCCUCCGUAUACCCUACGCCUGCAAACUGCUCUUCCAGGAACUGCAGUCCAUGAACAUCAUCCCCCGACUCAAACUGUCGCGCUACAACGAGUGAGUGGGAGAUGGACAGAGGCCGGACGUUUGUGAGUGAGAGGGUCACAGUAAAAAUCUGUGGUGAAAAUUAUUUUGAAAAAAAAAAAGUUAAAUUGUGAAUAAGUUAAGGAGAAAAACAGGCUGAAGCAAAAAGAAAAAAAAAAAAGAUCUAUUUCUGUUGUGUUUUCGUUUAUGUUUCAAAUUUCUCACUCAGUUGAUUUUGUAAGUAAUAAACACAGAACAAUGGUUUCAAACCGU
Cynoglossus semilaevis (tongue sole) is the source of this 3635-nucleotide messenger RNA. RefSeq names its product polymerase (RNA) III (DNA directed) polypeptide B (gene polr3b). Lineage: Eukaryota; Metazoa; Chordata; Actinopteri; Pleuronectiformes; Cynoglossidae. The transcript is spliced from 28 exons. Gene Ontology annotation, molecular function: ribonucleoside binding; DNA-directed RNA polymerase activity; DNA binding. The record is from RefSeq and is a predicted model, not a curated record. Gene Ontology annotation, biological process: DNA-templated transcription. Bases 1 to 3399 code for a protein of 1132 amino acids.